Messenger RNA from Carassius auratus (goldfish), 4489 nucleotides. RefSeq names its product myosin IG (gene myo1g). Gene Ontology annotation, molecular function: microfilament motor activity; actin filament binding; ATP binding. The transcript is spliced from 22 exons. Gene Ontology annotation, biological process: actin filament-based movement; actin filament organization; endocytosis. Gene Ontology annotation, cellular component: myosin complex; plasma membrane; actin cytoskeleton. Bases 133 to 3168 code for a protein of 1011 amino acids. NCBI's taxonomy places the organism in Eukaryota, Metazoa, Chordata, Actinopteri, Cypriniformes, Cyprinidae. The record is from RefSeq and is a predicted model, not a curated record.
CCACACCCCCUCUACAUUCGUCUCCUCUACCGGCUUCGAGGGGACGGCAGUCUGUGCUGGGUCUCUGUGUCUUUCUCGUCACCUUCCACUUUUCUUUCCAUCCAUUUGGCCUUCAUAUAGACUCCUGCAGGGAUGGCGGAGCUGGAGGGCUUGGAGUUCGGAAAGUCAGACUUUGUGCUUCUAGACGAGGUGACCAUGGAGCAGUUUAUGGAGAACUUGAAGUUAAGGUUUGAGAAAGGCCGUAUCUACACUUUCAUUGGAGAAGUAGUGGUGUCAGUCAAUCCGUACAAACAUUUGGAUAUCUAUGGGAAGGAGGUCAUUGAGAACUACAGGGGAAGGGAACUCUAUGAGAAUCCACCUCACUUGUUUGCUGUCGCAGAUGCCGCUUAUAAAGCCAUGAAGAGACGAGCCAAAGACACAUGCAUCGUCAUUUCAGGUGAGAGUGGGGCAGGAAAGACUGAGGCAAGCAAGUACAUUAUGCAGUACAUUGCAGCAAUCACUAACCCCAGCCAGAGGGCAGAGGUCGAGAGUGUGAAGAACGUGCUUCUGAAAUCCAACUGUGUGUUAGAGGCCUUUGGGAAUGCUAAGACCAACCGGAAUGAUAACUCCAGCCGCUUCGGAAAAUACAUGGAUAUCAAUUUCAACUUCAACGGAGACCCCACAGGAGGACACAUCAACAACUACCUGCUGGAGAAGUCUAGAGUUGCCCAACAGCAGGAUGGAGAGAGAAAUUUCCAUUCAUUUUAUCAGGUGUUACGGGGAGGAUCUGAUGAACUGCUGAAGUCUUUGUAUCUGCAGAGAGAUCCAGCAGAAUAUGCCUACACCAGUCAAGGAGCCGCAGUUACACUUGCAUCUAAUAAUGACUCCUUAUGUCACAAAGCUGUGAUGGCAGCACUGAAAGUGAUAGGCUUCACUACCGAAGAGAUCAACUCCAUCUACAAGAUCCUCAGUACCAUCCUACACCUGGGUAACCUUCAGUUUACGAGUGAUGGUGAGCAUGUCAUAAUUGUUGGUGAAGAUACAGUGAAGCACAUUUCUGAGCUGACGUCCACAGAGCCUGAGAAUACCAGAAAAGCACUUCUGUACCGCACAGUGGCUACUGGGGGUGGAGAGGUCAUUGAAAAGGGACACAACGAGCAGGAAGCUAGCUAUGGAAGAGACGCUUUUGCCAAGGCUUUAUAUGAGAGAUUAUUUGCAUGGAUAGUGGGUCGUAUUAAUAGCGUGAUUGAAGUGAAGGACUACAACCCUGUUCUGCAUGGCAAAAACACUGUUAUAGGUGUGCUGGACAUUUACGGCUUUGAGAUCUUUGACAACAACAGCUUUGAGCAGUUUUGCAUUAACUACUGCAACGAGAAGCUACAGCAGCUCUUCAUUGAGCUUAUUCUACGGCAGGAGCAGGAAGAGUACCAGAGAGAGGGUAUCACGUGGCAACAUAUCGAAUACUUUAACAAUCAGAUCAUAGUGGAUUUAGUGGAGCAGCCUCAUAAGGGCAUCAUCUCCGUCCUGGAUGAAGCCUGUCUCACUGCAGGGAAAGUCACAGACACCGUCUGCCUGGACAGCAUGAACAAAAAGCUGGGCCAGCACCCUCACUACACCUCCCGGAAACUCUGUCCCGCCGAUAAGACCAUGGAGUUCAAUCGAGAUUUCCGUAUCCGACACUACGCGGGAGAUGUGACGUACUCAGUUGAGGGCUUUCUUGAUAAGAACAAGGACCCUCUUUUCCAGGAUUUCAAGCGACUGAUGUACAACAGUUCUGACCACGUCCUCAAAGAAAUGUGGCCUGAUGGGAAAAUGAGUAUUACAGAGGUGACCAAACGGCCUCUAACUGCAGCUACGCUCUUCAAAAACUCUAUUAUAGCUCUAGUGGACAAACUGGCCUGUAAGGAGCCAUACUAUGUGCGGUGUAUAAAGCCAAAUGAGAUCAAGUCCCCCCUGCAGUUUGAUGAUGGUCGGUGCAAGCACCAAGUGGCGUACCUGGGACUGCUGGAGAAUGUGCGUGUGCGUCGAGCUGGAUUUGCCUACAGACAGCCGUAUGCACGCUUUCUGCAGAGAUACAAGAUGACCUGUGAAUACACCUGGCCUAAUCACCUGAUGAGCUCUGACCAGGAGGCUGUGGAGGCCAUCGUGAACCAGCACGGCUUUGAGGACGAUGUAGCGUACGGCCACACCAAGCUCUUCGUGAGAACACCUCGCACACUCUUUACACUGGAGCAAGAGAGAGCCGCACUCAUCCCCAUUCUAGUGCUCUUCUUACAGAAGGUUUGGAGAGGUGCAUUAGCACGUAUGCGAUGUAGGAAAAUAAAGGCUAUAUUUACCAUAAUGGCAUAUUAUAAGUGCUAUAAGGUGAAGGCUCACUUCUGGGAAGUGGAGAGACGGUUUGCCAACGUUCGAAACAUGGCCGACUACGGGAAGAGUGUGGAGUGGCCGACACCGCCUGCAGCCCUGGUGCAGUUCCACAGAAUCACACAACACCUUCACCGCCGAUGGUGGGCCCGGCAGCUGAUUAAAAACAUCCCCCCGUCUGACAUGGGGGAGGUGAGGGCAAAAGCAGCUGCUCUGUCAGCUCUGAGCGGGGAGAGAGUGGACUGGGGCUAUAGCCGUGCCUGGGAGAGAGACUACUUGGCCAAUGCAAAAGACUCUCCUCUGACGAGCAGCAACUUUGUGCGCAUCACUAAAGAGCUGAAGAACAAAGACCAGUACGGCCAGGUCCUCUUUUCAUGCUCUGUCAGGAUGCUCAACUGGUUCAACAACACAAAGGACAGAGCUCUGCUCAUCACCGACAAGCAUAUCUACAGGAUGGAGCCCAAAAAACACUUUAAAGUGCAAAAACGAAUACCACUCGAUUCAGUGGUUGGUGUGAGCGUAACAAGUGGCAGUGACCAGAUGGUGGCGCUACAUACUGCCUCUCAGGAUGACUUUCUAGUGCACCUACAAAGGGGUCAACUCAACCCAAAUCAGGACCGUGUAGGGGAGCUGGUGGGCAGCCUUACAGACCACUUUACACGAGUGAAGAACACUCCACUGCCGGUCAAAGUGUGCUCUACAGCGUUCCAGGUACACAUGAGCGGGAAACCUAAGAGCAUCACCGUCGAGACCAAACCCGGCCAGACCGCUGCAGACUUCAAGAAGAGUCGAACCGGAUUCACCUUACUGCUGCCCCAUCAGUAAAACCAAGGCUUCUGACUUAAAACAGUAUUCAGCCAUUCAGAGAUGGGACCAAAAGAGAUUUUUCUUCAUGCAGAAUUGUCUGUACAUAAGUCGGACCAAAUUUCAGAUUUUCCCAAUCUUAAGCAAUGCACUUUGUUGUUAUUAAAGAGUGUGUUGAAGUGAUGAAGUGUUUCUGUAGGCCAACCAGAACUUCCCAGAUUUCUUCAUUGGCUUUUAGAUUAUUGCUGAAAAUUAGCACUUUGUUCAUCAUGAUUAAACACCGCUUUGGAUUCUGAAGCCUAAAUACAAUCGCCAGAAGAUGAAAAUAAACGUAGGCUAUAAAUGAAUUCAAUGUUAUCCAUAACUCUUUAAAUAUUUAUAAAAAAAAAUAAUAAUUCCCUAAAGUUUGAGUUAGAAUAGUUUGUAAGAGUGCAGUAAGGAGGCUGUGAAAGUGACCAAUCAGUGGACGAGUUUAUCUGUUGUCCCAUUUUUGAACGCUUGUUGGCAACUGCCUUUUUCAAGACUAGUAAAAGCUUUACUGAUGUAUUUUAUGCUGUGCAAUAAAACCACAGACCAUAUUUCAAGCAUUUAACCAAAAACCCGUGGAACUGGAAGAGCUAAAAUACAAGAAACUUACAGGUUUUGGCCUACAAAAAUCUCAUCUCUGCAGCACUCUGUAGUAGUUAUUGUUAGUGUGCUUGAAAAGACGAUAGGCAGCAUAAAUGAUUGUGCUGAUCCGCUGUUAUUCUGCCAUCCCUCCUCUAGUUUUAAUUUUGCACUUGAAAUAGCCCAUGUGUUGUGUCAUGUCUUUUGAAUUUUGGGGGAUCAUGUAAUAAUGCUAUUUUAUUAUUUAUGAGGGAAUGUUCUGUUGAUAUGGUCUUUGCACUUUUUUAUAAAAUAAGUAGUCUAUUUUUAUGUUCUUUAUGAUUGUAUUUUUUUCUCAGUGUGUACAUAUGAACUGUGGAGAUGUAACCAAGAGUAUUUCCAUGUGUUUGUGCCGUCACUGGGCCGGUACUUUAAAAGAAAAGAUACUAAUAUCUACUUUUAAAGUACUUUUACAAUAUGUACUAAUAUGUACCUUUAAGGAGGUACAAAAAUGUACCUUUUAGCUUUUGUACCUUUUUUGUACCACCCAAGUGACAACUUUUGUACCUCUUUUCUGAGAGUACAGGAAUAUUUAACCAAGAUCUCGGUUAACCUCGGGUUACACCUAACAAUACUGAUACUGCUCUGUAAUAGUAAUAUAUAAACUGAGGAGUUAUUUUAAUGCUUACUAAUAUCUGUCAGAUGUAUUUAAAAACAGCGGCUAAACUGUAUUCAGAUCAUAUGAGGACCUUUUGAU